UGAAAUUUCUACCAAAAUGAAAUGAAUUUAGCAGCGUUUUCUGCAGUUUCCGGUCAAUGGCCUGGGCGUGCAACCCUCUCAGGACGGCAGUUACGGCUGUUUUCGAACCGUCGCAACUGCAGAGUGCCAUCUCAUGAUUCUCAUCUCAGUCAUCUGGCAGACUUUCUCUUUUGCAUUUUGCAACUGCAGUUCCGCAUUGUGCGUCUUCCUUUAUUCCAGUACAAGUUGCUCAUCCUAAACACUAAAUCUAAGUUUUGUAAUUAUCCAGUAAAGGCUGUCCGCUGUGGCAACAUGUCGCAGCCCAGCAGUUCUGCAGAGGGGUCUCCUCAUCGUCAUGGUUGUUUGGCCGAGGAAUUCCUGCGCGGACUGCACGAACUGCAGUCAACAGGCACCCUGUGUGAUGUCCUGCUGCAGGGCAGCGACGCAACGGUGGCUUCCCUGGGCAUUCCCUGUCAUCGCAACGUCCUUACCGCCCACUGCGGAUAUUUUCGCUCGCUCUUCACGCACGAUUGGAAGGAGUCCGCGCAGCGAGAACUGCAGCUGCAGAAUAUGGACACGCGCACGUUGAACGAGGUGGUGCAGUUCAUGUAUACGCUGGAUCUGCGCCUCAGCGAGUCCAACGUGGAGCGCAUCUUGGCUGCCGCGCAGUUUCUGCAGAUGGGUCGCGUGGCUGCCAUGUGCUGGGAGUACUUGCAACGGCGCCUGAACCUGUCCACCUGCCUGCAAGUCCACGCUCUGGCUUCCGACCUCCAUAAUCCCCGCCUGGCCGACGCCGCCCUGGCCAUCAUCCAUCCGCAAUUCCUGCGACUGGCGCAGAGACAGGAAUUUCUGCGAAUGGAGGCACAUCAGUAUAACCUCCGGAAACCAAAGCGAAUCCAAGCCAGAGAAAAGAAGAAAAUUGGAGAAACUGGCAGAGCUGUUGGCGUCGGAUGACGUGGAAGUGUCCAGUGAAGAUGAAGUGUGGGAGGCGGUGCGGCGAUGGCUGGAUUACGACCGUGCUGAGCGACUGGCGCAGCUGCCCGCGGUGCUGCAGAGUGUCCGUGCUGUCUUCCUGAGCGAGCAGUGUCGACGGCAGUACAACGGGGCCUGGG
Messenger RNA from Paramacrobiotus metropolitanus, 1091 nucleotides. RefSeq names its product kelch-like protein 4. The record is from RefSeq and is a predicted model, not a curated record. NCBI's taxonomy places the organism in Eukaryota, Metazoa, Tardigrada, Eutardigrada, Parachela, Macrobiotidae. Gene Ontology annotation, molecular function: protein binding. The transcript is spliced from 4 exons. Bases 22 to 933 code for a protein of 303 amino acids.